AUGGAUAGAACACAGGUUAAGAAGCAUUGCAUAACAGGUAUCAUUACAGUUGCCGUUAUUUGUUGUUCAGCACUAGUACUACGAGUAUUAUGCGAUAAGAGCAAUAUAAAUUCGGGCGUCAUCACUCUUCAAUUUGACUUCGCUGCCCUCCUACCUCAUGGACUCCUAACGAAACGGGAACCCCUACCGUUAGGUGUUGUCGGACCUUUACAAUCCGAGGCUGGAAAUAUCCCAGGCAUGGUCACGCAAAUCCAGAGUGCGGCUGGCCCCGUUGCCACUCAGGCCCACAGUGCGGCCGGCGGUCUUGUCACUCAAGUGAAAAGCGCGGCUAGUGCCAUCGCCACGUCAAUCCCAGGUUCCGUCGAAGCUAUGCUUCCCAAGAACUGCUCUGUCGGCACGCGACAGUUCUGCGUCGCCAUUGGCGAACGUGUCUCGUGUGCCGAUCUGCCCCUGACGUUAUCUAAGACCAUUCCUUCGGAGAUCAGUCAGCUACUAGGCCACGAAUUCGACGAGGUUGGUGCUGAUCCUUCUUCUUACGCUCUCCUUGGUUUUCUUCAUGUACCGAUGGCCAGUCUUUCUGAUAGGGGAUACCGUCCAACGCAGAAUGUGUAA
Messenger RNA from Hypoxylon trugodes, 612 nucleotides. RefSeq lists its product as uncharacterized. Lineage: Eukaryota; Fungi; Ascomycota; Sordariomycetes; Xylariales; Hypoxylaceae. The coding region runs from base 1 to 612 and encodes 203 amino acids. The transcript has 3 exons. The record is from RefSeq and is a predicted model, not a curated record.